AUGCAUAAAACAAAAUAUGAUGAUGAUGAAGCCUCAUAAUCAGAAGAAGAUAGUGAAGAUGAUAAUCUUAGUAAUGAUGAAGAAGGUCAAGUACAUUUAAGUAGUGUAACAGGUUUAAAAUGUGGAGUAAAUAGAUUAAAAACAAUGAAUGGUUAAGCAAUAGCUGCUUAUUGGAAUGAAAAUGGAGAUGUUAAUAUCUUAGAUCUUAAUCCUUUAUAUAAAAAACUUUAAAUAAAUUAAUAAUCAUAAUUUAAUCUAUCCUAAUUGCAUCAUAAGAUAUUUAAAAAUUAAUAAGAAGGAUUUGCUUUAGAUUGGAGUCGUUUAAAAGUAGGAGAUUUAAUUAGCGGUUCAGUUGAUGGUAGAAUUUAUUUAUAUUAACUUAAUAAUAAUGAUUGGUUUAGAGAGAAUAAAGCAUAUGAAUAUCAUAAAGGAAGUGUUGAAGAUUUGCAAUUUUCUCCUAUUGAGAGUUUUGUGUUUGCUUCAUGUUCAACUGAUGGAUCUUUAUGCAUUGUUGAUACAAGAGAAGGAAAACAUAAAUAAGCUUAAAUUCUUAUUAAAGCACAUAAUUGUGAUGUUAAUGUCAUCUCCUGGAAUCAAGUAUCAGCAACUCUUGUAGCAACAGGAGCAGAUGAUGGAUGCUUUAAAAUUUGGGAUUUGAAAUAUCCUAAAAAUGAUGCUAUAUCUGAAAUCCAAUUUCAUAACAAAGCAAUUACUUCUAUUUAAUUUUAACCUAACAGUGAUUCUAGCAUAGCUGUUUCAUCUGAAGAUCAUAAACUCUCUAUUUGGGAUUUUGCAGUUGAAAAUGAAAAUAAUAAUGAAGAAGAUGUUCCCGAUCAAUUAAUGUUUGUACAUCAAGGAUAAAAGGAUCUUAAAGAAUUAAAGUAUCAUCCUAUCUAUUAUGAAAUGAUUGUAAGUACUUCUGCUAAUGGAUUUAAUGUAUUUAAACCAACUCUUGAUGAAGAAGAAAAGAAAUCUGAAUAAUCUGAAGAAGAUUAAGCCCAAAUUCCUGUAAUCAAAGAAGAAGAUCUAAAUAAAUAUUUUUAAUAGAUGUCAAUAUAAUGA
Molecule: messenger RNA, 1062 nt
Organism: Paramecium sonneborni
Lineage: Eukaryota; Ciliophora; Oligohymenophorea; Peniculida; Parameciidae
Source: the annotation of a GenBank genome assembly